AUGUCGUCGCCCCAUGUUCUCCUCGUCUCCGCCCCUUUUCUGGGACACGUCAACCCGCUAGUUGCCCUCGGCCGGCGCCUAGCCGCCAAGGUCCUCCUGGUAAGCUUGACCACCCUCCCGCACGCGGGCCUCAAGCUCCGGCACCAGCACGGGGACAGCAGCGCGGCCACCGCCGACGUUGGUCGCGGCGUGCUCCAGUUCGAGCACCUGUGUGGCGGGGAGGUUUGGACCCCGGACGACCCACGCUACCGCGACCCCAACGACGUUGCGCGCCACCUCGACGACGUGGCCUCCGCCGCGCUCCGGGGGCUCAUCCGCCGUCAGGCCGACGCUGGGUGGCCGGUCACGUUCGUGGUGGCCAACCUCUUUGCCCCGUGGGCGUUCCACGCCGCGGCGGCCGUGGGCGUCCCGGCCGCCAUGCUGUGGAUGCAGUCCUGCAUGGUCCUGUCGCUGUACUACCACUACUUCCACUCACUCACGGCGUUCCCCGCCAAGGAUGCCGGCCCGGCCGCGCAGGUGGACGUCCCGGGGUUGCCGGCGAUGGCGGGCGGCGAUCUCCCGGCCUUCCUCCACCUGCCCGAGGAGCACAUCUGGCGCCAAAUGCUAGUGUCGGAAAUUCUCGGCCUCUGCGAGGCGGCGUUGUGGGUUCUUGUCAACACCUUCGACGAGCUUGAGCACUUCGCCAUCGAGGCACUUCUCGCGCACAUGCCAGUUCUACCCGUCGGUCCUCUCAUCGAGAUGGAGCACGACAGUGCCGGCGACGAAUGCACGGCGUGGCUCGACGCGCGGCCUCCACGAUCGGUGGUGUUCGUGGCGUUCGGGAGCAUCGUGAGGCUUAGCCGGGAUGAGAUGGCGGAGAUGGCAGCUGGGCUGGCGUCCACGGGGCGGCCAUUCCUGUGGAGUCAAUAA
Panicum hallii is the source of this 909-nucleotide messenger RNA. RefSeq names its product gallate 1-beta-glucosyltransferase-like. NCBI's taxonomy places the organism in Eukaryota, Viridiplantae, Streptophyta, Magnoliopsida, Poales, Poaceae. Bases 1 to 909 code for a protein of 302 amino acids. The record is from RefSeq and is a predicted model, not a curated record. The transcript has a single exon.